Durusdinium trenchii is the source of this 1179-nucleotide messenger RNA. The record is from the annotation of a GenBank genome assembly. NCBI's taxonomy places the organism in Eukaryota, Dinophyceae, Suessiales, Symbiodiniaceae.
AUGCCUGGACCCUUUCGAAUUCUUCACCGAUGGGUCUAUGACAUGGAUGUGACUUUGUCUUCCGACACGAUCUUUGGUGUCCUUGAUGCUGCUCGAAAGUACAUGGUUGAGGACUUAGAAUUGACAUGUCGACGUUGGAUUGCCUUAGAAGCUCGAUCAGCGACGGGAGCUGUGGGACUUUUCUGUGCAGCCGUGGCGGGUCAGUGGAUUCCUUGGUCUCAAGCGCUACGCGCACGGGUGGAGUCCUUUGGUGCUGCAGCUUUGGCUGCCUGUCCCGAGGCAAUCAGCCGCCUACCAGCGGAUGCAUUUAUGUCUUUGUUGACAAGUGAGGAUUUGUCUGUGGCAAAGGAAGAAGAAAUCUUUGAUGCCGUCCAGGGCUGGGCCGCUGCAGCCAGCGAGCGCAGCGAGGAACUGCGAGAUGCGAGGGAACGAGGGAACUGCAAGGAGGGAACGGCGGCAACUGAUGAGUUGCCGGACAUUCCGUUCUUUGCGGAGAAGGUGGUGUUGCCGCAGACUUGGUUGGGCCGCUUGACGCAGGACCGCUUUUUCUCUUUUAAGGGUGUCAGGGAACAUGUUUGCUCAGAGACGGUGGAGAAAGGAGCAAAGCCUGUCGGUGUUUGUGUCCAGAGCGAUGGGAGACUGCCCGGCUCGGCCAUCAAGCCUACUGGCAAGGCGCCGGAGCCUUGCAGCCAGAGCAACAGGCUUCAGCUGAUUCUCCGUGAUUGCAGCUACGAGGAGCGCCGGUUGUUGGGGGCGGAGGCGUCGGACGACACAACGUCCAUUAUUGAUAGCAUCAUUGAGCUCAGGCAUGAAGACACCUACCCGAGAACUCUUGCCCAUUGUCUUGUACAGAAAGCUUUGGCUGACUAUGAGCACUGCAGUGAGUGGGUCAGCAUGUGGACCGAGCUCUGGGGUGCCUUGCGCGCCGCGGGCCUGCGCGACGAGUGUGUUCGAGCUACAGUUGACUACUGUCAGAAUUUAUUUGAAGAGGAACCGUCUCCAGAGAAUUUAGUUGGAGUUUGGAUAUGCCCACAUGACACACUUGGCUUGGUGCGAGUCUUGUGCAACCUCAACGACUCGCGCAAGCUGGCGGUGCUUCCUUUGAUGAAGGUCCUGGAAGCUCUCGUCCACCCCUCAGCUUCCUUCCUCGGAGACCGCGGUGGAAGCGUGUGUUUGUGA